AUGAAAGGCGAUGUUAAACCAUUCAUCGACACAAACACCCUCAACAAAGAUGGAAAUAUUGGAUUGGAUUCCAGUAUUUAUGCUUUCAGCGACGAUGGGCUAAUUCUUGCGUAUGAAUUGAUUGAAAGCGGUUCUGAUUGGAGAACGGUGCAUUUUAAGCACGUGGAAAAAGGUGAUAUUUAUAAAGACAAACUAGAAAGAGUGAAAUUCACACAAUUAUCGUGGACUAAAGACAACAAAGGCAUAUUCUACGCGGGUUUCCGCGAAAAAAAAGGCAAAGCCGAUGGCUCAGAGAAUGACGCGAAUAAAAAUAAAAAAUUGUAUUAUCACGUUCUUGGAACCGAACAAAGUGAAGACAUUGUCGUGGCAGAAUUUCCCAAUAAUCCUGAUUAUGUUGUAGAUGGCAGAGUGAGCAAUUGUGGUAAUUACCUGAUUGUGAAUCCUGCAGAAGGCAGCGAUAAUAAUUUAAUAUUAAUAGCUGACAUACGUAAUGGUGUCAAAACAAAGCCAGAACUUGAACCAAUCAUUUCAAAAAUGGAAGCAAAUUAUUUCUUCAUCGCAAACAAUGAAAAUCAAUUCAUUUUUCUAACUAAUAAAGACGCCGAUAAUUACAAAUUAAUUUCCAUCGAUAUCACAAACCCAAACCCUGAUCCUAAAUGCUGGAAAGAGAUAGUACCAGAAGACAAGAAUAACAAAUUGGAAUUUGCCAAAGCUGUGCAUGAUAAAUACGUUGUGCUAUGCUAUACUGAGAAUGUUAAGAGUGCUCUUCAACUGCAUGACAUAACAUCGGGUAAAAUGAUCAAAAAAUUUCAACUGGAUAUCGGUACAGUCAAUUUCGGCUCGUUUUUUGGAGACAGAAAGACGCCUCACGUAUUUUUUAACUUUGAAUCGUUUCUUACACCUGGUAUCACUUAUCACUGUGAUUUAUCAAAAGAAACAUUUGAUCUGGAGGUAAUCCAUGAAAUCAAACUAAAAGAUUUCGAUCGCGAGCAGUUUACUGUGGAUCAAGUAUUUUAUGAAAGUACAGACAAAACCAAAAUACCGAUGUACAUUGUUUACAAAAAAGGUCUGAAGAAAGAUGGGACGAGUUUUGCCUUCCUGACUGGAUAUGGUGGGUUCAGUGACAGCAUAUUACCUUAUUUCGUUGUAAAUCGUUUAGUGGUCAUAAGUAAUUUCGAUGGCUUCCACUGCGUAGCAAAUAUCAGAGGUGGAGGAGAGUAUGGUGAAAAAUGGCAUCGAGAUGGAUCGCGAGAAAAAAAGCAAAACAGUUUUAAUGAUUUUCAAGCCGGUGCUGAGUUUCUAAUCAAUGAAAAAUAUACGAAUAAUAAAUUACUGUCCGUUAGUGGAGGAUCGAAUGGUGGUCUUUUAAUGGGUGCUUGUCUCAAUCAGAGACCUGAUUUAUUUGGUGUCGUUUUUGCCGAAGUUGGCGUUAUGGAUAUGUUACGAUAUGAUAAAUUUACUGACGGUCACGAAUGGGUGACGGAGUACGGUUCAGCAUCUGAUCCAAAAUUUUUCCCCAUUUUGUACAAAUAUUCUCCUUUGCACAAUGUUAGAAUACCUGAUCAGGCUGACAAACAAUAUCCUGCUGUGAUGCUUGCAACUGCAGACCACGAUGAUCGAGUUUCACCUCUACACUCUUUAAAAUUUGCCGCUACACUGCAAUAUGAAGCCACGAAACAUAUCAAUCAGAAAAAUCCUUUUAUAAUUAGAAUUGAAAAAGACGCCGGUCAUUAUGCUGGAAACUCUCUGGAUAAAGAAUUAAUUUAA
This is a messenger RNA of Planococcus citri (citrus mealybug), 1767 nucleotides long. Its product is annotated as prolyl endopeptidase-like. The transcript has 13 exons. Bases 1 to 1767 code for a protein of 588 amino acids. Gene Ontology annotation, cellular component: cytosol. Lineage: Eukaryota; Metazoa; Arthropoda; Insecta; Hemiptera; Pseudococcidae. Gene Ontology annotation, molecular function: serine-type endopeptidase activity; oligopeptidase activity. The record is from RefSeq and is a predicted model, not a curated record. Gene Ontology annotation, biological process: proteolysis.